Messenger RNA from Juglans microcarpa x Juglans regia, 2294 nucleotides. RefSeq names its product LEAF RUST 10 DISEASE-RESISTANCE LOCUS RECEPTOR-LIKE PROTEIN KINASE-like 2.1. Gene Ontology annotation, molecular function: polysaccharide binding; protein kinase activity; ATP binding. Gene Ontology annotation, biological process: protein phosphorylation. The transcript has 3 exons. The coding region runs from base 175 to 2157 and encodes 660 amino acids. The record is from RefSeq and is a predicted model, not a curated record. Lineage: Eukaryota; Viridiplantae; Streptophyta; Magnoliopsida; Fagales; Juglandaceae.
AUCGAUCACCUACUUCUCCCUCCAAACAAAAUUAUGGUCAACUUGUGUUAAUUGUUUCUUAAUUCGUUUUCCAGUCAUUGAUCGACAAUACGAUGCAUGCAUCCACACUAACAUGAUUAACGUACCCUCAUCAUCAGCGUCUCAUCUCUCACCUCACCCGCUUUCCUUACAAACAUGGACGCCCCAUAUUUCUCUGCAUCUCUAUUUUCCAUCCACCUCAUCUCCUUCUUCAUCAUCUUAACAGUACUAACCACACCAUCUUACUGCAUCGACGAUGAUCCCUUCGUGGAGUGCGGUCGUCCCUACGGCUGUGGAAGCUUCAGAAACAUCUCGUUCCCUUACUGGGGAGGUGGUCGGCCGGACUAUUGCGGGCAUAGGGAUAAGGGGUACAAGUUGGAGUGCGUCAAUAAUGAAUACCUUGUUUUGCGAUUUGAAGAGCUAAAGUUCCGGGUACUGAAUUUCAACCAGAGUACAAACAAUAUGACCAUUGCAAGAAUGGACCUCUUGGAAAAUCUUUGUCCUGAAAAAAAGCUGACUACCGCUUUGAAUUACACCUUGUAUGAUUAUACUUCAACCAUUCAGAACCUAACUUUAUUCUAUGGCUGCCCUCCAGCCGUCCAUAUACCGGCUAGCAAUAGUUUCAAAUGCAGCCCAGGAGAUUCGAAUAUUAAUGCUUAUUUCGUAGACGACCUUUUGCCGCCCGGUAUCAAUCUAUCUGAAUUUAACCAAUCGUGUAAAGCUACUAUGAAAGUUCCCAUUUUCAAAACGACUGCUUUCAAUGAAGUCCCUCAUGUGGGUGGAGCAGCACCGUUACUGGAGGAAGCUCUUAAUGAAGGGUUUGAGGUGGAAUACCCUCAAUCGUUGCUGGUUGCCUGUAGGGGGUGUGAGCACUCAGGUGGGAGAUGCGGCUCUAAUAGCACCUCCCAGUUUGUCUGCUAUUGCCGUGACGGAAUGCAAUUUCUUAAUUGUGGUCCAAACAACUCAGACGCUAGACGGAAACCGAACUGGCGGAUGAAGAUUGGCAUAGUUGGUUUAUCUGCGGUAAUUGGAGUUCUGAUAAUUGGCCUCUGCUUCAAGAGAAAAAUGAGAUCCAUUAAGAUUAUUCAAUUUUUUAAUAAGGAAAGUCUAACGCAUCAGAGUGUCGAGACAUUUCUAAGGAACAAUGGACCCUUUUCAGUAAGAAGAUACAGUUACUCAGAUAUCAAGAAAAUGACCAACUUCUUCAAGGAUAAAUUAGGCCAAGGAGGCUUUGGUUGCGUCUAUAAGGGAAAGUUACAAGAUGGUUCUUUUGUAGCAGUGAAAGUUUUGAAAGAAUCAAAAGGCGAUGGAGAGGAAUUCAUUAACGAGGUUACAAGCAUUAGUAGGACCUCCCAUGUCAACAUUGUUACUCUUAGAGGCUUUUGCUUCGAGAGUUCUAAAAGAGCUCUCGUCUACGAGUUUAUGCCUAAUGGAUCUCUCGAGAAGUUCAUAUACAAAAAAGCUCCACAAAAAAUUGAUCAUCAAUUAGGAUGGGAAACAUUAUAUAUGAUUGCAGUUGGCAUAGCUCGAGGAUUAGAGUAUUUACAUAGAGGUUGUAACACAAGAAUCUUGCAUUUUGACAUUAAGCCUCACAACAUUCUUCUGGAUGUGAACUUCUGUCCAAAGAUUUCUGAUUUUGGCCUUUCAAAAAUAUGCCCAAGAGAAAAUAGUAUCAUAUCAAUGUUGGGUGCAAGAGGGACUGUGGGAUAUAUAGCUCCGGAAGUAUUUUGUAGAAAUUUUGGAGGGGUCUCUCAUAAAUCUGAUGUUUAUAGCUACGGAAUGAUGGUUUUAGAAAUGGUUGGGGGUACAAAUAAUAUAGAUGCUGAGACUGAUCAUACCAGUGAAACAUACUUUCCACAUUGGAUAUACAGGAACCUUGAGCUAGAUAAAGAACUAUGGAUGCAAGGCAUCAUAAAUGAAGAGGAUGAACAAAAUGUAAAGAAGAUGAUACUGGUGGGUUUGUGGUGCAUACAGACCAACCCAUCAAAUUGGCCAACAAUGAGUAGAGUUGUGGAUAUGCUGGAAGGAAGCCUCAACUCUUUGCAAAUCCCACCGAAGCCUUUUUUGUCUUCCCCAUCACGAUCUCUAGAUAAUUCUUUAACUGAAGUGGUUCUCCACUUUGAUUCUAUGAUACCCUAAAAACCAUCUUUUCCUUAGAAGAGGAAAUCUUAAUCCUUGGUAGUAACCGAGUAUUUGUGUGAUUUAUAUCAUGUUUUAGCUUGUGAUCAAAAGACCUUAAUUACCAUGGAAGACAACUAUAUUUGAUUUGCCUCAAA